GAGAGAGAGAGAGAGAGAGAGAGAGAGAGAGAGAGAGAGAGAGAGAGAGAGAGAGAGAGAGAGAGAGAGAGAGAGAGAGAGAGAGAGAGAGAGAGAGAGAGAGAGAGAGAGAGAGAGAGAGAGAGAGAGAGAGAGAGAGAGAGAGAGAGAGAGAGAGAGAGAGAGAGAGAGAGAGAGAGAGAGAGAGAGAGAGAGAGAGAGAGAGAGAGAGAGAGAGAGAGAGAGAGAGAGAGAGAGAGAGAGAGAGAGAGAGAGAGAGAGAGAGAGAGAGAGAGAGAGAGAGAGAGAGAGAGAGAGAGAGAGAGAGAGAGAGAGAGAGAGAGAGAGAGAGAGAGAGAGAGAGAGAGAGAGAGAGAGAGAGAGAGAGAGAGAGAGAGAGAGAGAGAGAGAGAGAGAGAGAGAGAGAGAGAGAGAGAGAGAGAGAGAGAGAGAGAGAGAGAGAGAGAGAGAGAGAGAGAGAGAGAGAGAGAGAGAGAGAGAGAGAGAGAGAGAGAGAGAGAGAGAGAGAGAGAGAGAGAGAGAGAGAGAGAGAGAGAGAGAGAGAGAGAGACAGGACAACACAGACGAAUAGAGAGAGAGAGAGAGAGAGAGAGAGAGAGAGAGAGAGAGAGAGAGAGAGAGAGAGAGAGAGAGAGAGAGAGAGAGAGAGAGAGAGAGAGAGAGAGAGAGAGAGAGAGAGAGAGAGAGAGAGAGAGAGAGAGAGAGAGAGAGAGAGAGAGAGAGAGAGAGAGAGAGAGAGAGAGAGAGAGAGAGAGAGAAGAGAGAGAGAGAGGAAGAGAGAAAAAGCGAGAGCGAGAGCGAGAGAGAGAGAGAGAGAGAGAGAGAGAGAGAGAGAGAGAGAGAGAGAGACAAGAUAGAGAUAGAGAGAGAGAGAGAGAGAGAGAGAGAGAGAGAGAGAGAGAGAGAGAGAGAGAGAGAGAGAGAGAGAGAGAGAGAGAGAGAGAGAGAUGUUUACCCGGGGCCAAGGACACCCCGCUUACCUUGGCCACCUCUGAGUGUGCGUGGCCUGAACUUGUGAGUUACUCAUUGAAGGACCUGUGCUAG
Molecule: messenger RNA, 1044 nt
Organism: Portunus trituberculatus (swimming crab)
Lineage: Eukaryota; Metazoa; Arthropoda; Malacostraca; Decapoda; Portunidae
Product: octapeptide-repeat protein T2-like
Exons: 6
Source: RefSeq, a predicted model, not a curated record